AACAUUGAGAAAAGUAUGACAGUUCUGAAAAUAAGCUUGAAACGUCUACCUAUCACAUUUUGCAGUCCAAAAAUAACCCGCUUUUCAUUGCAAAGGUUCCAUAGUCAGAAAGCUUUAGGUCUACACAAAGGAUCUGAUGCAGUUUUUCAGCCUAGCAUUGGGAUUCUUGCGAGGGCUGACAGGGAGUUUGAAUUCUUGGGUCCAAGGACAACCUUACAAGGCUCUGCCAAAAAACUAGAUGAUGCUCCCAAACUUAAACUACCGGAGGUGAGCUGUUAUCUAAGUUAUUGCUAAGGUGCUUAUUGGGGGCUACUCUGGAUUUCAAGCGACGGAGAUGUUCGAAGGAGUUUUGAAAAUUCCGAUAUAUUGUGUGGAAAAUGGCCUGCUUCCCCAACUUCUAAUCUUUCAAUUUUUCCAUUUAUAGAAGUUUGAAUAUUAUUUAAUAAGGUAGUCAGGUGGAUUUUUUUUGUGUACCUUCUUUGUAUGAGUUAAUUUUUAACUUAUGUUAAUGCACAGGAGAUCUUAACCUAUGAUGACUGCACAAGAUAAAUGCAUAUUGUUAUUAUUAUUAUUUAUUAUUUAAGCAUUAUUAAUUUAAUAUAUUUCAUUCACAGGUUGCAUUUAUUGGAAGGACAAGUGUGGGCAAGUCAUCUUUAAUUAACGCUCUCCUGAACCAGACAAAGCUUGUGAAAACCUCCAAAAGACCAGUAUGUACUAGUUGUAUACUAGAUGCUCAUAGGCUGAUUUAGCAACAGGACGGGAACAUCAUUUGGUGAUAAGAAAGUCUGCAGAAAGGACUGAAUGCAACUUCCAGUGUUCAGUUUGCCGCUCCGUCAUUGGUUAAACCGUAUUUUAUUAUUUGCGCAGCCGUCGUCACUGCUGUCACGUCGUCUUUGCUAAAUCUGCCUGAUAUUUAUGUCUCUCAGUUCCUAGUUGUUACACAUAUAUGUUACAGUUCAAAAUUAAAUUCAGUUUAAAUUUUUUUAACCUAGGUUGAUUCUUAAUUUACUUUGUCUCCCAGCCCUAAUUAUUCAUGAAUUAGGACUAGGAGACAACCUAGGUUAAAAAAAUUUAAGCUGAAUAUAAUUUUGACCUUUAACAUAAUAUUUGUAGAGAGCUUGAUAUUGUUCGCCCAGGGAUAAAUUUUUACGUGGAUUUGUUUCCCUUUGUCAAAAACAUUUUCAUUGUUAAUUUUAACGAGCCAUUUGAAAGCAUCUGAAAAUCCAGUUUAAGGUAUAUUCAAAAAGACAAAAUCUGACUUUUCUUGUCAAUUAUGUUUCCUCGUAAAGUGCAUUCCAUGGCCCAUUUUUUGCCUUGAACAUUCUAUAAAAGUUGCUCUUAUUUUAUUUUCAAGGGUCACACUCGUCUGGUGAACUUCUUUAAUGUGGAUUCCAAGUUUUACCUGGUGGAUCUGCCAGGCUACGGCUACGUGGAGGGUUUAGGAAGUGAGCGAGGCACCAAUCAUUUUGUCAAAGUGGCAGAGAGAUACCUUCAACAGAGAGCAGGCAAAGAGUGAGUUUGCUGAAUUUAUAAAAAUUGUUGCAAGCAAGGGAGCAUGUUGUUGUGCAGGAUUCCAAAUAUUAUUAGGUGCUAACAGCUGGUUAAAAAACUGGCUUCUUCAAAUUUUGAGACAACCACUUUGUCGGGAUAAAGGGUAAGGUUAGAGGUUAGAUUACCUUCAGAAUUGGAAGACCAACUUUUAUCUGAAUUAUCCUUUAGCAAUUUUCUCCUCAACAAGGGAGUAAUACCAACUUUUGAAAUCCUAGCUACAUGUCUACCUCAAAACCUGAUGAGAACCCCAAAUAAGGCGAGACCAGGGGAAAUGAAUAAGCAAGCUGAAAGAAAGAAAUGAAAAUGGGUGUACAUGUUUGGUGAAUUUAUCACUUAGUAUUCACUUCAACUGUUUUGCUCUUAUUUUAACCAGGUUAAGAAGCAUUUGCCUUCUCAUUGAUGGAAAAAUUGGAGUUACAAAAAAUGACCUGAUAGCAUUUGAAAUGAUGGGGGAAAUAGCUGCUCCUUUCCAGGUUAAUGCUCUAUGUUCUGCAGCUCAAACACACUUCCAUUACACUAUAAUAUAGUGCAAUAUAUAAGUCAGGAAUAACAUUACUUCAGUAUUUCGCGUAAAAGAAUCUAUAUUAACUUAAUUUUUCCUCACUCUCACUUAGAGGGCAGGGUGCAAUAGAGAAUUGCAAAUCACUAUACCUUGUGAGAAGGGGCUAUGGUACUUUUUCUUGGCUUAUUGCUAACAAUGAAAAUGGCACAAACCUUGUAUUAAUAAUUCCUGAAAAGAUAGAGGGCUAUCUUUUUUUCUUAGAGUAAAUGCACAUCAAACCUUGAGCCUCUAUUCUUUUAAGGCAUUUUUGUUCACCCCUUGCCUAUGAAAUGCGAAGGAUGUAUUAUAUGUAUGUUGUGGUUCGAUUUUACCCUUGCUUUAAAUUUUAUUUUCCUUUAUUUUGGGGCAUAGUGGUUUAAAACAAAGGAAAAUAAAAUUUAAACCCCAGAUAAAAUUGAACCACAACAUAUACGUCCUGUGUGAGGUCACUCAACAACCCGGCCAGACAUAUAUACUUAACAAUUAUUCCUCUCGCCCUCAUGGGCUCUGAGCCAUGAGGCUGAAGGCCGAAUGGGCUAUUGACUCAGAGGCCAUGAGGGCGAGAGGAAUAAUUGUUUUAGUAAAAUCCAACUAGGUGGUCAAAAAUAUCGAGAAUAAAAAACUUUUAGCUAGUUUAAAGCUAAACUUUAAUCCUUUUUUGCUGCCAAAAAGCUGGCACUUUUCGCCACUAGUGGGCCAUAACAUAUAGCCUAGUAGUAGCUCAACCAAUCAGAAGGCAGCAUUGAUAAUAGACCACUAGUUGGAUUUUACUAAAUAUAUAUAUCCUCAGACAAAUGAAAUCACCAAAAGUGCGGUCAUUCCAGUUGCCUUGAAUAAAUGAAUUCCUGUCUUUGAGAAAUGGCCACCGGUUACUAGGUGUAUUUGUCUCUGGUAAGCAAGGGGUUAAAGGGACAAAACAUUAUUUUUCUUUUACAGGUAGUUCUAACCAAAAUGGACAAACUUCACAAAGAAAAGCAUCAGAUGAUGAUAGAGGAAGUCUACAAAAUUAAAGAAAGAUUUUCAUUAAAUAGCUGCUUUCCGCACAUAUUUGCCUUAAGGUUUGUAUGAGGAGAAGAUAAAAUACAUUUUUGAUGUCUAUUACAAUUUAAUUGAAAUACAAUUCCAUUACAACUCCUCAUCCCAAGUUCAUGUACACAGGUGAUUGCUCAUCACACCAACUGAUCAUAACCCUGAAACCUCUCUGUUGCUAAGCAACAGAACAGAGAGAGAGAGAGAGAGAGAGAGAGAGAUGGGACAGAAAUGGCUUGAAACUUCAUGGUCGUACUGAAACCCUAGUUUAAGGUUGACAUGGUGUCAAAAAAAUUCAAUCCCUGUUGGAAGCAGAUCACUGCUUUUUAGGCCAUAGAGGGAAGAGAUAGAAAGGUCUCAAUGAAUUUGGAUUACCAGCCCCUAACCCCUCACACAUUAUUUUGUUUGGCACUCUCCUUAUUACAACUUUCAAUUGCAUCGCCAGGUUCAUUUCAGUUCAGUGAACACGACAUCAAAUGACCUCUUACGGCAGAUGUAGAAAAUUACUUCUGGUGUUUUUUUUAUUGUGUUCAUUUUAAGAAUAGCGCUUAACAGGCCAUAUAAUAACUUAUUAACCUUGUCCGUUCAGUCAUAACAGGAAAAUUUUAGACCUUGGCCUUGAUGUAUUGACCUCACUAUUGCUUGGUCAAUACAUCAAGGCCUAGGUCUGAGAUUUCCUGGUAUUGACCCCACUCUCAGUUAACAAGUAGUAUGUGAUUUUUUUAUCAUUUCAGUGCAAGAGAAAAGACAGGGUUAUCUGAGCUGAGAUAUUUCAUCUGCCAGAGUGUAGGAUUCACAAAACCAUUUAAAAACUUAACAUAGUCACAUGUGUAUAGGUAACAAAGAUACCUGAUGGAAAGAGAAAAGAGAUGGAUGAAGAUUAAGAGGAAGGAAAGCAAGCAAGUACACUAGGGAAGAAUGCUAUGUAGACAGUGAACCUUGGUCAAAGGAUGUCAAAGAGACCAUAUCUUCAAGUCUUUGUAGCUUACGAAAGUGUAUAAUAGGAUGCCUUUAUGGAACUACAGACAGGGAGAUUUGGUUGGAAGACACUAAUUAUAUAAUAGAAGUUAAAACAAAUCUCUUGGUCUUUGAUCAAUGAGUUAAAUCCGAACGUUAUAACAAAGAAAGAAAGACAGCGGGAGUUAAGGAAAGUGGAGAGCUUUUCUCGAAACCUGAAAUGCUGAAUGACCUGAAUGUGAUGUUAAAUUUGACUAAGAAAGCCUGGUAAAUAUACAAGAAUGACCUUUUUUCUUCAGCCAGUGACCCAGGUGUCACAGAAAAAAGGUCCAGCUUAUCCAACAGGAGUCAAAUGCUCUAACACUGAGUUACAGGAGCCUAACGGAGUUACAGUGGAACACCGUUAAUAUGGUCACCAAUGGGCCAAAAACAUUUGGCUGUAUUAACGGGUGUCCGUAUUAACUACGGUUUUUUACAAGAAAGUGUCUGGCCAUUUUGCCGAGCAGCCAAAAAAAGUGGCCAUAAUAACAAGGUGACCAUAUUACCGAGGCGGCUGUAAGGCGAUGUUCCACUGUAACAAUGACCAUUUAACUAGGUUCGGCUUUCAAGCCCUAGCAAUAGUACCAAUAGUAUGCAGGAUAUUUGUCAACAAGCACCUAGUUUAAUGUCCCCUUAUAUAGCUCUCACAAGUCUCUUCAAGCAGGGAUGUAGUUAAAGAAAAGCUAAGCAGGCUUUUUUGUUGGUCAAGCUGGCUUCGUUACUCAACUGUACCUUCAGAAUAAUAUUAGCCCAGGUCUUUGUUUUCCAGAGAAAUUUGAGCGAUUUGUGAGCUGUUUUUUUAGCCGUUGAAAUAAGCCGGCAGCCGGCUCUUAGCGACGUUCCUGCUCCUGUAGCUCAGUGGUAGAGCAUCUGGAAUUUGAUAUAGUUUUCUCAAGGCAUCUGAGUCACCACCCCGGGUGGUGAAAGGGGUCCAGACCUCGGCAAACGAAAUCUUGACGCAGUGUUACCAGGGGUUUGCAUUAGCAUACAAAAUUCGUUCAGCAGCUUAAAAAGAACCUUGCAGUCCUUUACCGCCACUUUACUAAAAUUUGUAACAGUGAACAAUUAAAGCAGGC
Messenger RNA from Porites lobata, 5193 nucleotides. The record is from the annotation of a GenBank genome assembly. Lineage: Eukaryota; Metazoa; Cnidaria; Anthozoa; Scleractinia; Poritidae.